GAGGGGCUGCCCCAGAGCCGGGCAGAAUGAGCCCAGAGGACGAAGGUGCUCGGGUAGGGCCCUCGGGAAGGGUGCGGAUCCGCGUGGAGGAGCAGUGCUUCUCGGUGGAGAAGGCGUUGCUGGUGGAGAGCAGCGAGUACUUCCGUGCCCUGUUCCGCUCGGGGAUGAGGGAGAGCACGCAGGAGGAGAUCGGGCUGGGCGGGCUGAGCGCCGCCGGCUUCCUGGCCAUGCUGCGCGUGCUGGCGGGCGAGCGGCCCGCGCUGGGCGGCGAGGAGACCUUCCAGGCGGUGGAGUGCGCGGCCUUCCUGCAGGCAAAGCCCUUGGCCAAGUACCUCAUCCACUCCAUCGACUCCGACAACUGCCUCCUGCUGUACCACGCCGCCGCCGUGUUCGGCCUCCUGGACCUCUUCCAUUGCGCCGCACUCUACAUCCGGGACAGCUACGCCGAGCUGGAGGAGCACCUGGGCUGCCUGCCCGCCGACCUGCUGGCCUAUGUGCAGGCCCUGCUGCCCAGCACCUUCGUGGCGGUGGGAGCUCACACGCCCACCUUCGAGUUCCUGGAGGACCUCUCCAGGACCAUCUGCUACCUGGACGAGGAGACCAACGCGUGGAGGACGCUCUCCUGCCUGCCGCUGAGCGCCAGCACGUUCCUAGCCGGCAUGGCGACCAUGGACAAUAAGAUUUACAUCGUGGGCGGUGUCUACGGGGCCAGCAAGCAGGUAGUGGAGAGCAGCUUCUGCUACGACGCCGACACCGACACCUGGAGCGAGUUCCCCAGCCCGCACCAGCUGCGUUACGACGUCCGCUUGGUGGGCCACGAGGGCUGCCUCUACGCUAUCGGCGGGGAGUACGAGAAGAUCUCGCUCAAGUCUGUGGAGAGGUACGAUUUGGCCUCCAACACUUGGACGUUCGUCUCCGAUCUGCCGCAGCCGAGCUCGGCCGCGCCCUGCGCCCAGGCCAUGGGGCAGAUCUUUGUCUGCUUGUGGAAGCCAUUGGACACCACCGUCAUCUACGAGUACGAGAGCCGGCGGGACGCGUGGCUUCCCGUCACCGAGCUCAAGCGGCACCAGAGCUACGGGCACUGCAUGGUGGCCCACCGCGACAACCUCUAUGUCAUGCGCAACGGCCCUGGAGAUGACUUCUUGCGUUGCGUCAUCGACUGCUUCAACCUGAGGUCGCGGCAGUGGACGGCUCUGCCCGGGCAGUUCAUGAACAGCAAAGGAGCUCUCUUCACCGCCACCAUCAAGGGUGACACGGUGUACACUGUCAACAAGAUGCUGACGCAGCUCUACUCGGUGGAGGAGGAGGCCUGGAGGGUCAAGAAGGAGCGGGCGGGCUUCCCGCGCAGCGGCUCCCUGCAGACCUUCCUCCUGCGGCUGCCCCGGCGCAACCAUGACAUUGCCACGUAGGUGUCCCCAUCCCACCUUGGGGUGCUCUCCUUGCACAUGGCCUCGGCUCCGUGCACGGCUCCCCUGGGCUCCUCUCUUCUCCUCCUCCUGCCAAGGAUACCCUACACUGGACCCAGAGGUGACAUGACACCCUGCCAUCGGGGAAGGGGCGGCAGGAGCUGCUGUCACAGCAGCCUCGUGCAAAGUGCCACUGCGGGCGAGCCCGCGGCACACAGGGCUUUGUGGCUUCCAGAGAACAGGCUCUGGAGAGAUGCAGAUGUAUUUAUUUGGACUGCACUCUGACGGUGUGCAGCAUCCCACCUGCUCUUUGCCCUAAUGGUUCCCUACAUCCUGGAAUUAAAAGGAAAGCUAUAGAAAGCCCUGUGUUUUUCAUUACUCUUCUCUUGUGUUCUUUUCUCCUCCCGAAGGAAAAUACCUCCUAACCGAGGACACACAUCAGGACCCAUUCCUGCCCUCUGAGUGUUCUCAGCUGCAGCAGCACUCAGAGCCGCUCACGCAGUUCCCAGGCAGCCCCAAGCUCCCCAGGGAGGCAUGGCCUGUGCAGGGGAGGAGGGGACAAAGGGACACGGGGAUGGGGGGGGGGUGAAAGGCAGAGACCUCGAGGAGUUUCCCUCCAAAAUCCCACACAGGAGAAAGCUGUGGUCCAGAGUGAGCAGGUGCCUCUCUGGGAACCAUCCAUCCAGCCGCCGUCUCCUCC
Numida meleagris (helmeted guineafowl) is the source of this 2106-nucleotide messenger RNA. It is a transcript of the gene KBTBD13, whose product is annotated as kelch repeat and BTB domain containing 13. NCBI's taxonomy places the organism in Eukaryota, Metazoa, Chordata, Aves, Galliformes, Numididae. The transcript has a single exon. The coding region runs from base 27 to 1409 and encodes 460 amino acids. The record is from RefSeq and is a predicted model, not a curated record. Gene Ontology annotation, molecular function: protein binding.